GUGGCGUCAGUUCGUCGCUCCAUGGCGGCCGGCACCGGAGGUAGCCCCCUGCUCUUCCCCUCUCCGGCGAACGGUGCCAUGCCGACGCCCUCCGCCGCGGUGUUCGACGUCGAGGCCGCUCACCGCCACGCCACCAAGCCCGACGCCGGCGCCGCCUUCGUCCUCGAGUCCAAAGGGGAGUGGUGGCACGCCGGGUUCCACCUGACGACGGCGAUCGUGGGGCCGACGGUGCUGACGCUGCCGUACGCGCUGCGGGGGAUGGGAUGGUCGCUCGGCCUGGUGGCGCUCACCGCCGUCGCCGCCGUCACCUUCUUCGCCUACUACCUCAUGUCCAGGGUGCUCGACCACUGCGAGGCCAACGGCCGCCGCCACAUCCGCUUCCGGGAGCUCGCCGCCGACGUCCUCGGAUCUGGAUGGGUGUUCUACCUGGUGGUGACAGUGCAAACUGCCAUCAACGCCGGGAUUACCAUCGGAAGCAUCCUGCUUGCAGCUGACUGCUUACAAAUAAUGUACUCGGACCUUGCACCAAACGGUCCUCUGAAGCUUUACCAUUUCAUCGUCGUCGUCGCGGUGGUUCUGUCCGUGCUCUCCCAGCUGCCGUCGUUCCACUCGCUGCGUUACAUCAACCUCGGCUCGCUGCUGCUCAGCUUCGGCUACACCAUCCUUGUCUCAGCUGCCUGCAUCCGUGCAGGUGCGUUGAGCAAUGCUCCGGCGAAGGAUUACUCCCUGAGCUCGUCCAAUUCGGAGAAGACCUUUAAUGCGUUCCUCUCUAUUUCCAUCCUCGCCUCCGUUUUCGGCAAUGGCAUUCUGCCUGAAAUCCAGGCCACGCUGGCGCCGCCGGCGGCCGGGAAGAUGAUGAAGGCGCUGGUGCUGUGCUACGCGGUGGUGUUCUUCGCCUUCUACCUGCCGGCCAUCACCGGCUACUGGGCGUUCGGCAACCAGGUGCAGUCCAACGUACUGCAGAGCCUCAUGCCGGACAAGGGCCCCUCCCUGGCGCCGACGUGGCUGCUCGGCCUCGUCGUCGUCCUCGUCCUCCUCCAGCUGCUCGCCAUCGCGCUGGUGUACUCGCAGGUGGCGUACGAGAUCAUGGAGAAGGGCUCCGCCGACGUGGCGCGGGGCCGGUUCUCGCGCCGGAACCUGCUGCCGCGGGUGGCGCUCCGGACGGCGUACGUCGCGGCGUGCGCGUUCGUGGCGGCGAUGCUGCCGUUCUUCGGCGACAUCGUCGGCGUCGUCGGCGCCGUCGGCUUCAUCCCGCUCGACUUCGUGCUCCCCGUCGUCAUGUACAACAUGGCCCUCGCGCCGCCGAGGCGGUCACCGGUGUACCUCGCCAACGUGGCCAUCAUGGUUGUCUUCACCGGCGUGGGCCUCAUCGGCGCAGUCGCCUCCGUCCGGAAGCUCGUGCUCGACGCCGGCCAGUUCAAGCUCUUCAGCGGCCACGUCGUCGCCUGAAAUGGACGCUUUUUUUUUGGACGCUUGACUCGUAUAUUUCAUUAGGCUUCACAGAAAAAAAAAUGUAAAAGAGAAAUUAAAGAGGGAAAAAAAAUCAUCAUCAGUUCGUCAUAUGAAGAAAAAGAAAAGCCAAAAACGUAGAGACGCGUGUGCUGAAGAAAGUUCACUCCAUCUUGUGUUGUAGACAGUUCAUGAACAAUGGUGAAAAUUCUACUAAAUUCAU
Molecule: messenger RNA, 1672 nt
Organism: Oryza brachyantha (malo sina)
Lineage: Eukaryota; Viridiplantae; Streptophyta; Magnoliopsida; Poales; Poaceae
Product: probable GABA transporter 2
Exons: 6
Coding region: 22-1449 (475 amino acids)
Cellular component (GO): plasma membrane
Source: RefSeq, a predicted model, not a curated record